Molecule: messenger RNA, 5033 nt
Organism: Opisthorchis viverrini
Lineage: Eukaryota; Metazoa; Platyhelminthes; Trematoda; Opisthorchiida; Opisthorchiidae
Exons: 25
Coding region: 1-4824 (1607 amino acids)
Biological process (GO): regulation of endocytic recycling; phosphatidylinositol dephosphorylation
Cellular component (GO): early endosome; clathrin-coated endocytic vesicle
Molecular function (GO): phosphatidylinositol-4-phosphate phosphatase activity
Source: RefSeq, a predicted model, not a curated record
AUGGAUGUGCUCGAGACAAAUGGGAACUUUAUCGUCAGGAACGGCAACAGGGCACUGUACUGUGACCGGCUGUCAGGCAAGCUCAGCAUAAAAGAUGUCAUGGAAAUGGAUGAGAAAGUAACCCAUGGAGUUGGUGAACAACAAAAAUCGUUCAGUUGUACCUUUCGGGGCCCACCUACUAUGCCAACGGAAAGAAAAACGAGGUUCAAGAUACCUUCGGGUUGUCAAAGCCUAGACAGGAACGAUCGGGACACGGAGGUCGGUCUCGAACCACACCCACCCCUGCCCGGGGCUCAAGCAUUAUUUGAAAGGCUGGCCCAGGUUAUCCUGUUCUUAGCCGAACUGAUAGGUUCGGAAUGGAAUCCCGUUUGCCUGGGUCAAGUCGAUGGUGUUAUCGGAAAACUCCGUUAUUACCCAGAUAGCCCUUGGAGACUGUUUCUGAUUGAAGAAAGUGAUCACGUGGGAUUUCUUCCGGAUGGAAUGGAAAUUCGCCGCAUUAGUCGUGUAUGUGCUUUGGCCCUAACCACCGCCCCCUGUGGUGACUUGACUCUUCGACCGUGCAAUCUUGAUCAUCCCGAAAUUAGCAAGCGGAAAUCCACAAAUCCCUUGACGUCGAGUGGCCGACGACCCCUCAUCCGCCAAGUCCAGCGACGCCUGCGAGACGCUGCAGGUGCUAUGGAUUAUAAACUGUCUCAUAACCGUCAACGAAUAAAAUAUGAGAAACGAAUUCACGAGGAAUUAGCUCGUUUGCUGCGUUUGGAAGAAGAUUCUUUCUUUUACUUUUCCCCUGGUGGUGGAGACGUAACCAAUUGGACUCAGUCGAAACUGGCUCCAUCUUAUUGGACAGGCAUUUCUCCGUCACCUGAUGAUCCUUCGGAUACGUCAGUCCAUAGACAACCUGUUUGGCGGCGUGCGAACUCACAGUUUUUUUGGAAUAUCAACCUACUCUCAGAACCUCUUGCGGAUGCAGAUCGUCUGCUAGCUGCAGAAGGCCUCCCUCCUUUCGGCCAACGGUGCGGUCAGAAAACAAACUGGAACGGUCGAUUGGUUCAAAUGAUCUCAGAUUUGGAGGGAUUAUUUCCUCCGGUUGUGCAGGGCUAUGUAGAGGUCGAACGGAUUCCCUUGAGAAAUUCCAUCCCCUCUUCCUCGUAUUCACCCCCCGCGAGACCGAAACCAAAAUCCGUUUCGCAGACUACUGACGCGCAGUCAUCUGUCUCUAAACCUCGAUCUGCCCCUGUCACAUCUGUUUUCUAUUUACGCAAUCUAAGUUCCUCGCAGACUACCAACAAUGGCAAUCAAACAAAAAUACGUGGCUUCCCUAGUCCUAUCGACAAAGUCAAGCAAAGCAACGGCACGACAACCUCACAACAGUCCUUCAGAUCUCCAUGUCCGUCUACACUUGAUGUUGAAUCGUAUGAUAAAAUCUCACCGCUGAAUAGCACACACAGUUCUCCUGUACACAGUGCGGAAUCUGAAAUCGAAACUACUAUUUCGUCUUCAAAAUCAACUGAUGAACUCACCGUGGUAUUAUUUUCUCGUCGGAGUCGGUAUCGCGCCGGUACGCGCUAUCGCCGACGGGGAAUCGACCCUGAAGGGCACGUUGCUAACUACGUCGAGACGGAGCAAAUCAUCCAAACUCACGAAAUCCAUAAUUCGCAUACCGCAGCAUUUCUCCAGGUUCGUGGUUCAGUACCGGUGUUUUGGAGUCAAACGAGUUUGAAGUAUCAUCCUCCGAUCAACCUGGAAAAGGAUAUCUCAGAAAAUCAGGCUGCGUUCUCCAAACACUGGGACCAACUGCUUGCUAGGUUCGAACAUGUGGUCAUCGUCAAUCUUUUGGAUUGUGGACCCAGGCGGUCGGAAAAUCGAUUACUUGAGGCCUAUCUCCGACACUUAUUGCUUCUGAACAAUGAAAAAUUGACCUUCAUUCUUUUCGACUUCCAUGACUAUUGUCGAGGCCUGCGGUUUCAAAAUGCUUCCGUGCUACUAUCCGGUACCGUUCACUUACUGCGCGAUAUGAAGUUUUGCUGGGCAUCCGCAAACAAACUGCUAUGCGAACAGACUGGGAUCUUCCGAGUGAACUGUCUCGACUGUCUGGAUCGGACAAAUUUGGUCCAAUGUCUAUACGCCGGGGUCGUUACGACAACCCAGCUGAAAAAGUUUGGUCUCCUUGGCCCGGAGGACAAUCUCCCCAUCCAAUGUACUCGUUUGAUCCAACGGAUGUGGGCCAACAAUGGCGAUGCGAUUAGUCAACAGUACGCUGGUACCGUUGCACUGAAGGGUGACUAUACACGAACGGGUGAACGAACAAUGAAUGGUCUAAUGAGGGACGGAGUUUCAUCCAUGAAUCGCUACUACCUUCGCUUUCGAGAGCUCGCUCGACAAGCUGCAAUUGACCUGCUCCUGGGAAACGAGACCAGUGCAGAGUUGGCGCUAAUCCGUAGCGGCGCUGGACUGGAAGCUGCCUCAAUCCAGGCGCGUGAAGAGAGCCUACGACUCCUUAUUCACCGUUGUCGUCAAGUUCUCCUCGAACGAGAAGAGACAAAUCUAGCUGAAUGUCUUCUCGGCUCUUACACUGAUCUCGCCAUGGAGCAGCAGUUUGCCAACAUCCUUCUGGUAGUAUCCGACCGCUAUCUGCAUUUUAUCCGGACUGACCUACCAGUCCGAUCACGACGUUCCAUCUACGCUCGGAUACCGGUGGAUGCAAUCCAGAAAGUGGAACUUGGAUUGGAACCUUCUGUUUUCCGGUCCCGUCGCCAUGUUUUACGUAUUUUCUAUGACCCACCCAAAACGGAUGUCUGCAGACCAGAAUCAACCGAACCCACUCCAGCAGAUCCAAUCACUCAGCCGUGUAGUACAACUUCAGAUUUGUCGAACGAUUUUUUGAAAUCUGAAGUUAAAUCGGAGCCAGAGCAGAGGACUGCCGGAUAUAGUUCCACAACCGAUUCGCAUUCUGCAUGUUCAGACAGUGAGUUGGCGGUUUCAGUCCACCCAUCUGAUUUCGGACGGCCUGAGAACAUUGUAUCCCGCAACGCUUCCGAGGACGGGGUACCAACAUCCGUUCUCACUACAUCAGUUCAGUCACCGCCCAAGUUCCGGGAGCGACAGGAUUCUGGUGGUGAACGUCUUAAACCUCCUUCUCGUUUACCGAAACCCAAUUUGGGGAACAGACACUUUCUGGCAUUUAUUCAACCUAACGUCCGACUUUUCAAUACGAUGCUAGUUCCCGUUCCCCCAGGGGAUGAAAGUUUCCAGGCGCUGCGUGUUGUCGGAGCCAUGAUUUUGGUGGCCGUUAGGGCUACUGGUCGCAAUCUCGAACUUAAUGAGUAUCCGACCCGAGUGAAACUCAACCGUGUACGGCGAGCUUCUCUGCCGAGUCUUUACCAGCCGCCCGUAAAUCUGGAAGCCUUGUUUGCAGACAUUAAGUUACCCGGUGUACGAAGAGACUCUCGACGACCUGCACAGGUUACACAAACCGAUGAGCAGUUUCUGGAAGCGGAAGAUGGAUGUUCAGACGAUGAAGUAGAUAAAAAGUCUACGAACCGGGAAAUAUCCGAAGUUGACGGUUUGCCGAGCGGCGUAGAUCUGCUGAAGCAGCGUCUCACCAAAUUUAAGCUGCCCAACAUUAGUCUCAAACCUAGUAGACACACUCCAGCCUCCAGUCAACCGGCAGCAGUUACGUCCGUGGAUUCGGCUAGCCCGGGGGUGACGGGAGAGUCGCCUAAACGACCACUUUCGGUAUCUGAUCGAUUCUUUUCUGAACUGAGUCGAGUACUUGAACGACCUUUACUUAGCGGGGGGAGACUGUUCCCCAAACAACAGAUGGACGAAGUGUCUGACAAUCGCAGCGAAUCGUCGCCACAACCCAAGAUCCGCAUAUCUGGUCCCCACAUGCACGAUGUCGGACCAUACGAAAAAAUUGAUGUGGAAGAAGGGUUUCGAUCCUAUCGACCACAGGCAUUAUAUUACUACCAGAAAAAAACUCUCCCUCCAUUCAUUCAAGAUGAUCCUGGAAACACAAUUCAUCUGUCCGGCAGCUUCCCAGCAGAUGAGGCGGAGAGCGACACAGAAGCCGUUGAAGAAGAUGAUGAUGGCGAGGAAGAGAUGGAGGAAGAUGAGCCAGCAGACGACGAGGAAGACGCAAGUUUGGCAAUGGCCAUCCGAGACCAGUCACUAGUCCCGUGUCACUGCACCCAGCUGGCGACUACCUGCUCCACGUCCAAGCAUUAUCGAUCCAAAUCAUGUACAGAUGCUGCUUUCAUUAAAGAUAAUCAACGUCUCCUCAGUCUCGAUCAAGUUUUCUUGAGGCGAACUGGGGACAUUCUGAACAUUUUAAGUAGGUCAUCCACUCACGUGCACGACACAACCGAAUCGGUUCAACCACAAAAGCCUUCCAUUUCCUCGAUAGAACGGGUAACAGACGCGACCACCGCUCAAUGUGAAUCUGAAAGUCUGCCUGUGAUCUUUGAUUUACGCACAACUAUCUUCAAAAGCGAUAGCAAUUUAUUUAAAAAGAUUGAGUCAUCCGAAUCCCAACCUCUUCUUACCAAACGAUUCGUCUCCGAACAGACAUUGCCACAAGCCCUAACUUCUUCAGGUUCCGUUCAACCGUUUGUGACGGAAUUACAGUUUGGUGCUGAACUUCCCAAAUGCCGAUCUGAAAAUACAUUAGUCAAAGAAGAGUGUCUUCCAAACAUUGUGCUAACUAAUUUGAAACAUUCGGAACGAAUGCGUAGAAAGCAAACGGAGAAUUUGGUUUGGCUGGACGAAUUGCGACACGAGCUGUGCCCAAAUCAAUCUAUAAAAACGUCUUUCAUUAUUUUUUGACCGAACUUUCCCGUUUCCUCAAACUGUUUCAGUGACCUUGUAAACUGUUUUGCGCGCUGCCCAAUCAAGCAUUGCUCAUAUGACAUCGUACUCAUCUGUCGUCUCUGCAGAGUUUUCGUUCGUUGCUAGAUGUUAUUUCUCCUCUGAUUUGCAUUCUUUUAAAUCACCAGCUGCUUUCUCGUACACAUAUUUUAUGAGACAUGAUAAAG